UGUAAACGUUGGAAGGAGCAGUGACACCGAUUUUCAGACAAACAAACUCGUGUUUGCUGUUCAACGGGAUCGUGACAAGGACUUUUCAUCUCAUUCAGACGGCACACAACAAGGCCAGUCAGCUUUUGAUUCGAGGGAUUUUAGAAUCACAGUCACAAAUUGAGAGCGUACACUGAAGUGGGAACUAAAACACUCGUCAGCGGUGAUGUGGAGGGCUCCGCGUUAUUUUGCAAACAGGUGACAAUAGGUCAACCUCAAAGACACGAUCUUGUAUAACAGAUGAAGUCAUGAGUACAUACACAAGAAGAAGACUCAGUCCUCAAAGGCAGCACAACAUAAGAGGUCCAAGACAAAGCAACGAUACUCAAGCACAACAUGGUGUUGCACCUAUGAGGAGAGUAGAUAGAGUAGACUGCCCAUUUCCAAACAAGCCCGUUAUCCACAGAAGAAUCUUCAACCACAGGGCACAAUACUCACCUGAUCUUUAUGAUCUUGAAAAAAUGACCAUUACAAAACAACCAAGAGGCUAUUUUUUGCCCCAGGGACCUCAUUUAGAUGGGACCAGAGAGACCGCAGGAUCCCAGCAUCGAAGGAAAGACCUACAUAGACUGUGCAGUGGAGAACUGCAGAUCGUCCAAGCAAUUCACGCAAAAGAACUGAAGCUGCAGGAGAAGCUGUGCAGGGUUGAGGACAAAAUAAGACAAAAGAUCAGGAGGGAUACUGUUGAGGCUGCUGCAGGUAAUGAUGAGAUGAAGAGGGAGGAGAGGGGAGGCAGGGGACAACCAGAGAGGGGAGAAGCUAGGACUAAACCUGGGCCGUCUGAGCUGCACAGGAGAGAAGCAGUGAGAAGCAGAGAACUGUUGAUUCAAGAAAUAAGGCAAGAGGAUGUCAAACAACUUGGGAAGAGGCUAAAUCAGUGGGAUGAGGACAGAAUGAGGGAUACGCAUGAAGAAGACGAGGCCAGGUGGAAUAGAAGUGAGAGAGAAUAUGCAGGGCUUCCCCAGUCCAAAGGAAAUUUGAUUAAAGGAACUCAUAAAAUCACUGUCGGCAAGCAAAGAGUGAGUGGAGAGCUGAACACGUCAAGAUGGGAGAACGUCAAAGAGCAUGCCAGACGAAAAGGGUAUGAAAGGGAUCAUCGCGUUUGGGGAGAAGCAGCUUUGAGGCCACAGGAUGGAAUAGAGAAAGGAAAAGAAAGAGAACAAUAUAAGACAUCAAUAGACGUGACAAAAGAAAAGAAACAUAUGGAAAGAACAUGCAAGGACAUGUACGAUGCACAAGACAUCCCACAAAUAAGUCAACACAAAACUACUGACAGACUUGCAACAGAAAACCACGGAGGUGCGGAACGUAAAACACAGAGGGAAUCGUCUCUCCCACCAAUUUCUAGUCCUUCUCACUCCGGCGGAGUCCAGAAGGAGCAGCUGGGGCUCGAGGACAUCGCAGACGCCAGCCUCCAGCUCCUCCCGUGCAGAAUCUGCAACAGGAGAUUUGCAAGUGAAAGGCUGGAGAAGCACAUGCAAGUCUGUCAAAAACUUGAGCAAAAACAGCGUCAAGUCUUCAACUCUUAUGCAAAUAGGACCAAAGGAUCUGCCAUGGAGGAGUUCCUGAAAACCCACAGCAGGAGCAAGACUCCAGAGGUUUUCCAGAAAAAGAAACAAAGGCAAACCGACGAGGCAAAAACAAAGCGCGUGCAGCAGAGUCGACCCCCAGCUGGAACCUCGCUGCCGAAAUGGUCCAAGGGAUCGGCCUACAUCGAUAAAAGAAAUUGAACAGGCAGGCGCACAAAUGAGAAGUGGUAAGGAUCCAGGGCCUGGUGGCUUUCCCAUCAAAGUUUAUAAACUUUGUUAGUUAUAAUCCCAGUUCUUCAUUAAAACGGCAAAGCUUCUCUCAGGUGCAAAGCAUAUCGACCUGUGAGCCUGCUCUCCAGUGAUUAUAAGAUUCUUGCAGAUAGGCUUGAUAAGGUCAUUAAUUAAUACACCCUGAUCAGACGGCAUUCAUCUCAUGGCGAUAACUUUUUAGUAAUUUAUGCAAAUUUUUUGAUAUUAUAUAUAUAUAUAUAAAUCUGUGAAUAGGAAUUAGUGUGUCCUGUCAUUGUGGUGUUGAUUGAUGUGAUAGUUGUUGUGACGAGUAGAUGCAUGUCAGGAAAAUUAAAUAAAAGGAUUUCAAAAUAAACAAAAUGGUCGA
Scophthalmus maximus (turbot) is the source of this 2184-nucleotide messenger RNA. RefSeq names its product zinc finger C2HC domain-containing protein 1C-like. The transcript is spliced from 3 exons. The record is from RefSeq and is a predicted model, not a curated record. Bases 288 to 1769 code for a protein of 493 amino acids. Lineage: Eukaryota; Metazoa; Chordata; Actinopteri; Pleuronectiformes; Scophthalmidae.